Messenger RNA from Penicillium alfredii, 645 nucleotides. RefSeq lists its product as uncharacterized. The transcript is spliced from 2 exons. Bases 1 to 645 code for a protein of 214 amino acids. The record is from RefSeq and is a predicted model, not a curated record. NCBI's taxonomy places the organism in Eukaryota, Fungi, Ascomycota, Eurotiomycetes, Eurotiales, Aspergillaceae.
AUGACAAAACUGCAUAGUUAUUUGCAAAAGCAUCUCGUGCCCUCUGCGCACCCACCUUCUGUCAUCGAUAUCGAGUCCGACUCUAGCUCCUCGACCGAUUAUGCCUCUGAUACAACCCCGAUUUCUCCUCCAUUCGCCGAGUACCUCACUCAGGUGGGUGAGACUCGUCUGCUUCAGGAGCGGCUCUUUGAACUGGAAACUGAAUAUAGAAUUCUUAUCGACCAGAAGGCUCUCCGGGAGCGCAUUGGAAUCUCACUCGAUAGCGAAGCACUUGCAUUUCUCGCUCGAUACCAAGACGAGAAGAUAAAGCUAGAGGCAGAACUUGAGUUUGCCCACCAUCGUCUCGAAUCACACCCCGAGCAUCAAAGCCACACUGCUAGCACAAACCGUCCCGAUGACAUCGCGAAUGAAGAACAGAGGUUCUUCCCCAUCGAGCGUGGAGACCAAUCGCAUCACGACCCACUCCAUGCGUGGGAAUUUGAGGAUCGAUCGAUAUUGCGUUUCAAGUCGCACCCUGGGCUUCGUGACCUGGUGAACCAAGGAUGGGAUGGUGAUAGCAUCAGUCAGAUGGCUAUGGCGCUGUGGUUCCAGAAUGAAGAGGAUGAUACAUGGUUGAAAUUCGUAAGGAAUAAUUUGACAAGCUAA